AUGCGUUCAACGAGUGACCCACCUGGUCAAACUAAGGGGGAUGGUGGAACUUGUAAACUGAACGAGUCUAAAGUGUCAAUUCGCGACGAUCAAGCUAAUAAGAAGGAUGGUAAGAGAAAGGCCGAUUAUGUUGUGCGUGACGUGACCCGAUCGAAGCGUGCGAAUAUGAUUGCAUCAACAUCGAACCAACAUGAUAGCAGUGACGAGUUCGUGGAUGAACGCCCUCGCACUCGCGUAAAGCCGACCAUCAAUCAUAAGAGUAAAUGUAAAGAUUCUGUUGAUCAUGGACAUACUGUCGUUCAAGAACCAGAUAACAAGCUGGUCGUAUAUGAAUCUGAUAGUGACGACGUUGUCUUCCCUGUUGUGAAUACGAGAUCGUCAGCAUCCAUGUUUGUGAAGGUCGUGUUUGGACUGUCUGAUGCACAUAAACAUGCAGUUUGCGAGAUGGGCUUUGGAUCCCUAUUAGACUUGAAGAUAACGUCAUUGCCAUUGAAAAUGGGGUUCUGGUUGGUGGAAAACUUCAACUAUAUGGACCGCAAACUGCGGCUAUACGACGGUGAAAAGAUACAUGUGAGGGAGGAGGAUGUGGAUUCUGUUUUAGGACUUCCUCGUGGCUCACUUCAGAUAUCGAACAAAAAAAAGAGGGCGGAGUCAGCCAUACUUAGUCAGUGGAUUAACCUAUUUGAUGUUAGAAGCUUAACCAAUAUCACAACAGCUAAGGUGCUCGAGAAGUUUCAUGAAUGUGCAGACGGCGGCGAUUGGUUUAAGAGGCACUUCAUUGUUCUGAUGGUGACGUGCUUGUUUGAUAGCUGUCAAAACGGGAUGGUGAAUUCUCGUAUUGUGCACUUGCUCGACGAUGUAUCAAAGUUGUUCUAUGUGGAUAAAGUUGUGUUGUCGAUGAGGUCAGUUCUAAGAUCGUUCCCCACGUUUAAAGCAUGGAGUAAUGAUCUUUUGAGGGACAGGGAACGUGCCGAGAUAGAGUCUGGUACAUUUGGUAGAGGAUUCGUGGAUGUGGACGCAUGUGCCAUGGAAGAUGAUUGUCGUCCAUACAUAGUCGAAACAAAUGCAGAUGGCGAGCCGACGACUAGGUGUGAGGCUGAAAACGAUGUCUAG
Striga hermonthica is the source of this 1113-nucleotide messenger RNA. NCBI's taxonomy places the organism in Eukaryota, Viridiplantae, Streptophyta, Magnoliopsida, Lamiales, Orobanchaceae. The record is from the annotation of a GenBank genome assembly.